UAUGCAGCCCAUUAUAACCGAACCUUCUGCGCCCAUUGAUCACUGCCCAACAUAUGACGAUCCUAACCAUGUGGUGAUGUUGCCAUAUCCCAAGGACUGUCGCAAGUAUUACACAUGCCAGAAAGGACAGGCCUUCGAGCACCAGUGUCCGGAAAACUUGUACUGGAGCCAGAUGACCUACCGCUGCGACUAUAGGGAGUACUCCAGUUGCAAAUCAGACGAUCCACCAAAACCCAGCAACGAGGUUACAUACAGCCCAUUUCCCGGAGACUGUAGCCGAUACUACGAGACACGUAUCCAUCGCUGUGACCAGAACCUUCAGUGGAGUUCCCUAUACCAGCAAUGCGUAGCCCCAGGGUACGCAAAUUGUCAGGACUAUCCGGUGCCAAUUCCUCCGACGAAUCCUUUGCCACCCAUCGAUCCGAUACCCACUGCUGCUACUCCACCAUCUGAAGAUUGGACUUCCACUGAACCCAAUUACCUACCAACAGAUCCCCUAUCUCUGUGCAGAAAUAGUGUUUUCAAUGCGUACAUUCCGUAUCCCGGGGACUGCCGUAAGUUUAUUCAUUGCGGACCAACGGCAAAUGUCCUUACUUGUCCAGGCAGCUUGUUUUGGAAUCCCGGACAACUUUCCUGCAGCACAUACAGCCCUGGCUGCCAGUAUUGA
Molecule: messenger RNA, 667 nt
Organism: Drosophila rhopaloa
Lineage: Eukaryota; Metazoa; Arthropoda; Insecta; Diptera; Drosophilidae
Product: probable chitinase 10
Exons: 1
Coding region: 2-667 (221 amino acids)
Cellular component (GO): extracellular region
Molecular function (GO): chitin binding
Source: RefSeq, a predicted model, not a curated record